AUGGAAAGCUCUUGUUACGAGUAUGAAUCGAGUGUGAAAAAGAGAAAAAUUAGCGAAAGAGUGCCGAGAAACGCCGAUGGACUCUAUCAACCAUAUUAUAAAGAUGGAAAGAAAAUCACAGAGAUUGCCAGAUUUAAUCCAGCCGAGGUGUUCUUCGCGGGUUUUAUCCCUCCGGUUAUUGGUUCUGUCUCAGCAAUCGCCAUCGCUCUCAUCUUCCACAACGAUGAAAUCUCGAAUUAUAAUUGGCAAUGCGGACGCGCCCGCCUGCCGUCCCUUUCUCGAAUCAUCAAUCUACCCGUUGAGCGAACAUUUUGGCAACUUUUUCUUUUAUUCCACGUUCCCCUUCGUGUCAUCGAAUUGAUUACAGGAUUUAAUCGUUACAAGAAGCUGCGAAAUAUUCACUACAAGAGAGUCUGGUUUUACGAAUUUAUGAGACACGUUUAUCUGUAUGGAGGGCUGUUGGAGUUGUUGUUUUUAGCUGGAUUGUCGAUUAUCGGAGAAAGAGAGAAUAUCAGAAUGCACGUGAUUUUCUUCUAUGUUUUCGGCAUUUGUGGGAUCGUUUUCAUGAUAGCGAAUAUCUUAUGCCACAGUCAUUCACUCUACUAUUUCAAUCCAUACGGCCGUCUCUCCUACCGUUUGAAGAUCUUCUUCUGCUCUCUUUAUGUCCUCUCCGUACCUGUCCUUUUCGCUUCUUUCGUUCUCUACUGGAAAUUUUGUAUCACAUGGGCCUACGACAUCUUUGCGAUUUGCGAGUAUUCAGGCGUUUUUCUGAACAUUUUAUAUCAUGGAUGCGCUUUCUUUGACAUUCGACACAAGGUGACAUUCACCGUUCGAGUUGUUGAAAGAGUGAAGCGUUCCGACGAUUCUCUAUCAACCAUUUAUUCGAAUCAAAUGGAGACUUAUUUUGAUCGGAAUGACGAGAAGAAAAAGGAUGAACGGGGA
Mesorhabditis belari is the source of this 942-nucleotide messenger RNA. Lineage: Eukaryota; Metazoa; Nematoda; Chromadorea; Rhabditida; Rhabditidae. The record is from the annotation of a GenBank genome assembly.